Magnusiomyces paraingens is the source of this 2769-nucleotide messenger RNA. RefSeq lists its product as uncharacterized. The record is from RefSeq and is a predicted model, not a curated record. The transcript has a single exon. Bases 1 to 2769 code for a protein of 922 amino acids. Lineage: Eukaryota; Fungi; Ascomycota; Dipodascomycetes; Dipodascales; Dipodascaceae. Gene Ontology annotation, biological process: DNA integration. Gene Ontology annotation, molecular function: nucleic acid binding.
AUGAUGUUACUGGGAAAAUCUCGUGAUACACAAACGGUGGAUAGUGUUGGAACUGGACCCUACACUCAACAGGUCUCAACACGACACACGUAUAUUCCAACAAUUUCUGCUGUUGAAAAUGGCAAAACUCGAGUCCACGCCAUUGCCAUGGGUGACUUGUACUUUUGUCGUUUCCGAGUUGUUUUGCCUUCCAAGCCAGUCCAUGAGGUGUUUGCUGUUGAGUCGUCUGCCAAUCUUUGGCACAAGCGACUUGGUCACGCCAGUGUGGACGUUCUCAAGAAAUUAUCUAAGUCACUUUCUGUCAAGCCUACUCAUUUUGAGGUUGUGGAUAGUCAUAAGUGUGACGCUUGCUUGGGUGGCAAAGCCACAGCAUUGCCAUUUAAUGGUACCACAGAAAAAGCUAGUCGUCCUUUGGAAUUAUUUGUUUCUGAUUUAAGCGGUCCUCAUGUCGCUACCCCUGUGGGUCAUCGUUAUGUCUUAACCAUUAUGGAUUAUUAUUCCAGGUACUCUUAUGUGGAGUUGUUGGUUAGGAAAAGUGAUGCAAGUCUUGCCAUUCGUAACUUUAUUGCUAGGUGUGAAUCUUAUUUUUCUGGUGAUUCUGCUGGUGAUCGAGUUGCAUAUUUUCAUUCUGAUAAUGGCGGCGAAUACAUUUCCAAAGACCUGGAGCAGUUCUUUGUGUCUAAGGGUAUCAAGCAUACUUAUACAGUUCCUCAUACUCCUCAGCAAAAUGGUGUUGCUGAGCGAUUGAAUCGCACAUUAUUUGAAAAAGCCAAGUCUAUGCUUUUAUAUGCUCAUGCUCCUGAGUAUUUAUGGGGUGAAGCUGUCAAGUCUGCUAAUUAUAUUAGGAACCGUCUUCCUAGUCGUACCACUGGUGGUGUUGCACCUCUUCAACUUUGGACUGGUAAACCUCCUAGUUAUCACCAUAUGAAAGUAUUUGGUUGUCAAGCUACAGUUGUUCUUCCUGGUGCUAAAAGAGAAUCUAAGUUAAGUUCAAAUACUGAAGCUGGUGUUUUUGUUGGGUAUUCUUUGGAUCGUACAGCUUAUCGAGUUCUUCUUGAUUCAAGCAUUGUUGAAGCCAGGAGUGUUUACUUUGAUGAGUCCAAGUUUCCAUUUAUGAAAAGUGAUAAAGACUUGUCUAUUAAUGUUACUGGUGUUGGGUUUAGUGUUGGGUCUAGUAUUGGUUCUGGUUCAGGGUCCAUGUCAGGGCCUUGUUUUGAUUCUAAGGGGUCUGGUUUAGGAUCUAAUGUUAGGGUUAAUUCUAUUGCUAGUUCUGAUUCAAGUUCUGGUUCUAGUUUUGGGUCUCAUAGAUCUUUACCAGCAUCCUCAUCUGGUUCUGGUUCUGGUUCUAUUUGUGCUUUACCGUCUCCGUCUCUGUCUUCUUCUCCGUCUCAUUCUCCGUCGGCGCCUCCUUCUUCUUCUUCUUCUUCUAUUAUUGUUCAUAAGCCUCGUUCUGUUCGUCGCAUUUUGUCUACACCUUCUGCUCCUCUUGAGUCUCCUACUCUUCCUACUCUUCCUUCUAUUUCUUUAGUUCCAUCUCUUCCUAGUUCUCCUAUUCUUCCACCUUCAGAUCAUGAUGUCUCUAUAUCUUCUGACUCUAGUCCUAUUGUUUCUUCUUCGGAAUAUAUUCCUUCACAAUUAGACUUAUCUGAAGCUGGUCCAUCUAUUAAUGAAUCUGAUAUUUCUGGUGAUUCUGGGAUCUCGCAACGAGGGGGUGAUAUUGGGUUUCAACCGUCUAUCAUUGCUUCGUCUCCCAUUCCACCACCUUCUGUUGAAUUGGAAGUAGUGCCACUUAGUCAAGAAUCUCCUUCGUCUGAUCUUGUUAAUUCUCUUGACCAAGCUGGUGUUAGUGUUGUCACUAAGGAUGAUACUCAAGCUGUUUUGCCUAAAUCUCGAUCUCGUGUUGUUGCUGUUCGUUUACCUUCUAUAACUCCUGCCAAACGCCCGAGUUCUGAUGACAUUGUUUCACCUCCUUCUAAACAUCUUUGUGAAAAUUCUUUGAAACAAUCUCCAGUGUCUGCAACACCUGCAAAACGUCCAGCUGAAGAAGAAUGUAUUUCUUAUCGUCGUCUCAAAUCUCUCCGCUUUGAGUAUGAUGAUGUGGCUUUACUUGUUUUUACAGAUCCUAGUAGUUUUGAAGAAGCUAUGUCUAGUGAAGAAGCUGAGUUUUGGCUUGAAGCCUGUGUUAUUGAAAUGUCGUCUCUUAAACGCAAUGGUACUUGGGAAUUGGUUGAUCUCCCACCUGGUCGCAAGGCUAUCAAUAGCAAAUGGGUGUUUAAAGUUAAGCGCAAAGCUGACGGUUCAAUUGAACGUUACAAAGCUCGUCUCGUGUGUAUUGGAUUUUCGCAAGUUGAAGGUAUUGAUUAUACUGAAACUUUUGCUCCCGUUGUUCGUUACGAGACUGUGAGGAUUGUUCUUGCUAUUGCUGCUCAGUUUGGGUUCCAGGUUCAUCAUAUGGAUGUCGAGACUGCAUUUCUUAAUGGUGAUCUCAAAGAAGAUAUUUAUAUGAGACAACCUAAAGGCUUUGUUGUCAAAGGUCAGGAAUCUAAAGUGUGUCAUUUGAAGAAGUCUUUAUAUGGUUUAAAGCAAGCUCCUUUGUGUUGGAAUGAGAAGAUUCAUGGUGCUCUUGUCAAACUUGGGUUUAUUCGUAAUGAAAGUGACUACGGCGUGUAUACCAAAGGAUCUGGGUCUACCAUGGUCAUUAUUGCACUGUAUGUUGAUGAUUUACUUAUUUCUGGCAAUUCUUCUGAAGUCAUUGCCAAAACCUGUUGA